CCAUCCCAAUUUGGUGCUCCCCAAACCUUCUUAACCAAAAACCAAACCCUCCUCUCUUCAUCCCACCUCGCCUCUCUCUCUCUAAAAAACAAGAGAAGAAAAGCUUCUUCUUCCCGGGGAAGACCCUCUUUCGCCGGAAAAUGAAGGAUUCCGGGGACUUUUCUGGAAAUGGAAGCUUUGGAAUAGAACAGAAGACGAGUAAAGAGAAGAAAAAACUUGAGGAAUCAGAGGCAAAGAAGAAGGUCCCGUUUUUUAAGCUCUUCGCCUUUGCUGAUAAAUGGGAUUGGGUUUUGAUGGCCAUUGGAUCGCUCGGAGCUUGCGCGCAUGGAGCUUCAGUUCCGGUUUUCUUCAUAUUCUUUGGGAAGCUUAUUAACAUUAUAGGGAUCGCUUACUUAUUUCCAAGAAGUGUUUCAGAUAGAGUGGCUAAGUAUUCGCUGGAUUUUGUGUACUUGGGGAUUGCAAUUUUGUUCUCGUCAUGGACAGAGGUUGCUUGCUGGAUGUACACGGGUGAGAGGCAGGCAAGGAAGAUGAGGUUGGCAUAUGUAAGGUCAAUGUUGAACCAAGACAUUAGCCUUUUCGACACUGAGGCUUCUACAGGGGAAGUCAUCUCUGCCAUCACAACUGAUAUUCUUGUUGUCCAAGACGCCAUCUCUGAGAAGGUGGGGAAUUUCAUGCACUACAUAAGCCGUUUCAUUGCAGGGUUUGCUAUUGGUUUUAUGCACGUCUGGCAGCUGAGUCUGGUUACACUGUCAAUAGUGCCCUUGAUUGCCAUAGCUGGGGGAAUCUAUGCAUAUAUUGCCACAGGUCUCAUGGCUAGGGUCAGGAAAUCCUAUGUCAAAGCUGGAGAGAUUGCUGAAGAGGUGAUUGGGAACGUGAGGACCGUCCAAGCAUUUGUUGGGGAAGAGAAAGCUGUUAGAUCGUAUAGGAGGGCAUUAUUGGAAACCUACAAGUACGGGAAGAAGGGUGGGCUCGCAAAGGGAGUGGGCCUUGGCUCCAUGCAUUGUGUGCUAUUUUGUUCUUGGGCGUUGCUUAUAUGGUUCACUAGCCUCGUGGUGCACAAGCACAUAGCAAAUGGAGGCGACGCCUUCACCACCAUGCUCAAUGUUGUUAUAAGUGGCCUGUCACUAGGGCAGGCAGCACCUGACAUAUCAGCCUUUGUCCGUGCUCGUGCGGCCGCCUACUCAAUCUUCCAAAUGAUAGAGAGGAAAACCGCGAGCAAGGAGAGCUCUAAGACUGGCAAAAGCCUCCAAAAGGUGGAGGGCCAUAUCCAGUUUAGAAAUGUGCAUUUUAGCUACCCAUCUCGACCUGAUGUGCCCAUCUUUGAGGGGCUCAGCCUCAACAUCCCGGCUGCUAAGGUGGUGGCACUAGUCGGUGGGAGCGGCUCCGGGAAGAGUACAGUGGUGUCACUGAUCGAGAGAUUCUAUGAGCCAAGAUCAGGCCACAUACUACUUGAUGGUGAGAACGUCAGGGGGCUCGAGCUCAAGUGGUUGCGAGGACAGAUCGGGUUGGUGAACCAAGAGCCAGCACUUUUCGCGACGAGCAUAAGGCAGAAUAUAUUGUAUGGGAAGGAUAAUGCCACCAUGGAUGAGAUCUUGCAAGCAGCAAAGCUCUCAGAUGCUGUCUCCUUUAUUAACAACCUACCAGACCGGUAUGAGACCCAGGUUGGUGAGAGAGGAAUCCAGUUAUCUGGUGGCCAGAAGCAAAGGAUAGCGAUCUCAAGAGCCAUUCUAAAGAACCCAUCAAUCCUACUCCUUGAUGAGGCCACUAGUGCUCUUGAUGCAGAGUCAGAGAAGAGUGUUCAGGAAGCUCUAGACCGAGUUAUGGUGGGGAGGACCACGGUUAUCGUGGCUCACCGACUCUCCACCAUAAGAAAUGCCGACAUGAUAGUGGUUCUCCAGGAGGGGAGAAUAGUCGAGAGUGGGACCCAUGAAGAACUCAUCUUGAACCCUGGUGGGGCCUACACCACACUUGUCCAUCUGCAGGAUGCGACUCACCAGGCCCACAGUGAUGGUGGCCCUGGCAUGGGGCAGCCCAACAGCAUGAAAUUCUCGCGCCAGCUCUCUCGAACAACCACGAGCUUCGGAACAAGCUUCCACUCGGACAAGGACACGUCGAACCGCUAUGGCCCGGACUUGAGUGAAACCCAUGUUAAGCCGAAGCCUGUGUCGCUGCGUCGCCUUUACUCAAUGGCCGCCCCAGACUGGGUUUUUGGCACGUUCGGGACUAUUGGUGCCAUCUUUGCCGGAGCACAAAUGCCAUUGUUUGCCUUGGGAGUAUCACAAGCACUUGUUGUGUACUACUCCGAUUGGGAUACGACACGUCGUGAGAUACGUAGGAUCGCGCUCUUGUUUUGUGCGGCUGCUGCUUUGACAGUGUUCUUCCACACAAUCGAGCAUCUGAGCUUUGGGAUCAUGGGGGAGCGGCUCACCCUUCGUGUCAGGGAGAAGAUGUUUGGAGCUAUUCUUAGAAACGAGAUUGGUUGGUUCGACAAUACGAACAACAAUAGUGCGAUGCUUGCAUCACGCUUGGAGUCUGAUGCUACUCUGCUAAGGACCAUAGUGGUGGACCGAUCCACUAUACUCCUUCAAAAUAUUGCCCUUGUCAUCACCUCCUUCAUCAUCGCCUUUAUGCUCAAUUGGCGUAUAGCCCUACUCAUGAUAGCCACCUACCCUUUACUCAUUAGCGGCCACAUUAGUGAGAAAUUGUUCAUGCAAGGCUAUGGAGGCAACCUGAGCAAGGCAUACCUCCAGGCCAACAUGCUCGCCGGUGAGGCUGUGAGCAACAUCCGUACAGUCACUGCCUUUUGCGCUGAGGAUAAGGUCAUCCACCUCUACACUGAGAGCCUCUCUAGCCCAACUCGCAGGUCGUUCCGUCGUGGCCAAAUCGCCGGCAUAUUCUAUGGAGUAUCUCAGUGCUUUCUUUUCUCUUCAUAUGGCCUUGCCCUAUGGUAUGGCUCUGUGCUCAUGCACCAGGGCCUAGCCUCUUUCAAGUCUAUAAUGAAGACCUUCAUGGUUUUAAUUGUGACGGCUUUGGCGAUGGGCGAAACCCUAGCCUUGGCUCCUGACCUCAUCAAGGGCAACCAGAUGGCUGCCUCUGUCUUUGAGAUCUUGGAUCGUCGCUCUGAAAUUGUGCAGGAUCCCUCUGCGGAGGAGCUCAGCCACGUAGAGGGCUCUAUUGAGCUCCUGCGUGUCUCCUUCUCGUACCCAUCUCGACCAGACGUCCGAAUAUUUUAUGAUUUCGACCUCAAGGUCAACCCUAGCCAGAGCAUGGCAUUAGUGGGAGCCAGUGGCUCUGGAAAGAGUUCUGUAUUGGCUCUGAUUCUGCGUUUUUACGAACCAACUGCCGGAAAGGUCCUCAUUGAUGGGAAGGAUAUCAGGAAGGUUCGGUUGAAGUCCUUGCGGCGACACAUUGGGCUGGUGCAACAGGAGCCAGCCCUGUUCGCUGCAUCAAUUUAUGAUAACAUAUUGUAUGGCAAGGAUGGGGCCACAGAGUCUGAUGUCCUGGAGGCGGCUAGGCUCGCCAAUGCCGACGGGUUCAUUGCUAGCCUGCCUGAUGGGUAUGCAACUAAAGUCGGGGAGAGAGGAGUUCAACUCUCGGGGGGACAAAAGCAAAGGGUGGCCAUAGCUAGGGCGGUGCUUAAGAACCCAGCGAUAUUGCUGUUGGACGAGGCCACAAGCGCGUUGGAUGCCGAGUCCGAGAGGGUGGUGCAACAAGCAUUGGAUCGGUUGAUGAAGAACCGAACUACGAUAAUGGUGGCGCACCGUUUAUCCACGAUACAGAGCGCGGAUGUUAUAUCUGUAUUGCAAGAUGGGAAGAUCAUUGAGCAGGGCAGCCAUGAAAGCCUUGCAGAGAACAAAAGUGGCGCUUAUUACAGGCUCAUACAUUUACAGCAGCAGGAACAACAAAACUACCACAAAUCACAUAACAGAUGAUAAUAGUUUUAUGAUCUUCUUCAUCCUUUUUUUGCCCCCUAUUUUUCCAUAGAUGUUUAUUUCUGUCAAUUUAUCUCCUUCUCUUUUUAUGGGACGAUUAAUGUAAUGGGUAUAAAAUAGCCAUUGUUGUUAUUAUUCCAUGGAACUAAUAAUGGCUAAUUAUUUGAGGGCUUGGAGAGCACUUGCAUGAUUGUAACACAA
Messenger RNA from Amborella trichopoda, 4133 nucleotides. RefSeq names its product ABC transporter B family member 2. Gene Ontology annotation, cellular component: mitochondrial inner membrane. The record is from RefSeq and is a predicted model, not a curated record. Gene Ontology annotation, molecular function: ATP hydrolysis activity; ABC-type oligopeptide transporter activity; ATP binding. Gene Ontology annotation, biological process: oligopeptide export from mitochondrion. NCBI's taxonomy places the organism in Eukaryota, Viridiplantae, Streptophyta, Magnoliopsida, Amborellales, Amborellaceae.